AUGGCUUUUAAGUAUCCCCGAUUUGAGCCGUAUGGGGAUAAGCUGAUCCGAUGGAUGGAAAAUGCCAAUGAACCUGGAUGCCCGAUCCCCAUGAGUACACUCAAAUUGGAAACUCUGCAACGACCUCUCUGGACCGAUGAGCACGAAAGAGAAUGGUUAUCACCAGAAUAUAUCGCCUCUAUGGUGGGUCUUGGUCUUCCAGUUGGAGAUCUAAUUCCACAUACUCCAGAUCCCACACAGUCCCCGUCUUUCCGACACUCGAUCAUCAAGACUAAAGAAGGAAUUACGGCACUGGUUUCGACGAUGGGACCAGGCGUCUUUUUCCUCUAUUCUAUGAGAAGACUCCAUGGGUCGAACGAUCCGUAUGUGUCGGAGCUUAUCAAGCUUGCCUAUGAAACACACUUUCGGUUGGACAGUCUGAAGUAUAUAUUUAUGGACGAAGUACAGGAAUGUGAGACUGAGCCAUUUAUAGAGGAACAGAUUUACCCUUCCCAAGAAGGACUUGGCUAUCCUUCUGCAAAGACUCAAACCUGGAACCGCUCCUCGCCAGAGUUUAGCGCUAUUAUGGGUACGCCUGUGGGUAAGGUUAUUGCAUAUUUUAUUCUAGGUACGUAUGGCCAGGGUGUAAAACGGAUUGGACGAAUUGCUACUUUCCACACUGCUCUUGAUCUUCACAAACUACAUAUUCGUUUCGAUGUUGAGGAUGUUUGA
This is a messenger RNA of Penicillium robsamsonii, 711 nucleotides long. RefSeq lists its product as uncharacterized. Lineage: Eukaryota; Fungi; Ascomycota; Eurotiomycetes; Eurotiales; Aspergillaceae. The transcript has a single exon. The coding region runs from base 1 to 711 and encodes 236 amino acids. The record is from RefSeq and is a predicted model, not a curated record.